Molecule: messenger RNA, 2672 nt
Organism: Hevea brasiliensis (rubber tree)
Lineage: Eukaryota; Viridiplantae; Streptophyta; Magnoliopsida; Malpighiales; Euphorbiaceae
Product: probable disease resistance protein At4g33300
Exons: 5
Coding region: 128-2611 (827 amino acids)
Biological process (GO): defense response to fungus
Molecular function (GO): ADP binding
Source: RefSeq, a predicted model, not a curated record
GCCUUUUUCAAGCCUUCUUAACAGAAUGUGUCGGACUUUAUACGUUGCGCAUUGGUAGCUUUUGUUACUCCUCUCGAUAACUCGCCCGCCUUAAUUUCCCCCAAAACCCGCGCCACGAGCAACGGCGAUGGGGGUGACAGACUUCUUCUCCGGCGAGAUAGCCACCGAGCUCCUCAAAAUGUUAAUAACAAUAUCGCGCAAAUCCUUAAUGUGUAAAACGAGCGCGGAUUCGCUCAUAACCAGCAUAAAUGAACUCCUCCCCAUCAUUCAAGAAAUCAAAUAUUCCGGUGUCGAACUUCCCGCGGUGCGCCAAGUCCAACUCGACCACCUCUCGGAGACUCUCCGGGAUGGCAUCGAGCUUGCCCGCAAGGUCCUACUGUCCAAUCGAUGGAAUGUCUACAAAAACCUUCAACUUGCUAGAAAGAUGGAAAAGCUUGAAAAGAAAAUUUCGAGGUUUGUUAAUGUACCGAUGCAGGCACACGUUUUGGCUGACGUUCAUCAUCUGAGGUUUGAGACAGCUGAGAGAUUUGAUAGGCUGGAGGGUUCUGCGAGGCGACUGGAGCAAAGGCUUGGGGUUAUGAAGAUUGGUGUGGGGAGUGGAGGGUGGAUGGACGAGGCAGUGAAGAGAGUGGAAGUGGAGGAGGAGAGGUGGGAUACUAGUUUAGCAAAUUUAUUGGGGGUGGGCAUGGAGGUGGGGAAGAGGAAGGUGAAGGAGAUGGUGAUUGGGAGAGAAGAUCUGGGGGUUGUUGGGAUUUGUGGGAUUGGUGGCUCUGGGAAGACCACUUUGGCUAAUGAAGUUUGCAGGGAUGAUCAAGUUAGAAGUCAUUUCCAGAAUAGGAUUUUGUUCUUGACAGUAUCACAGUCUCCAAAUUUGGAACAAUUAAAGGCAAAAAUCUGGAGAUUUGUUUCAGGAAGUGAUGCUGUGGCCGGGGGUGUCAAUGGUCUGUUUAACGAAUGGAAUCCACAAUUGGAUUGGAGAAAUGGAACUCGAAUGUUGGUUGUUUUGGAUGAUGUGUGGUCACUAUCUGUGCUUGAACAGCUAAUUUUUAGAGUAGCUGGAUGCAAAACACUUGUGGUUUCACGAUUCAAAUUCCCAUCAGUUCUCAGUGCUACUUAUGAAGUAGAAUUUUUGAGGGAAGAUGAGGCAAUCUCCCUCUUUUGCCUUUCUGCUUUUGAAAAAAAAUCUGUUCCGGCUGCUGCUGAUGCCAAUCUGGUCAAGCAGAUCGUAAAUGAGUGCAAAGGACUGCCUUUGGCACUUAAAGUGAUCGGAGCUUCACUAAGGGACCAACCUGAGAUGUAUUGGGCGAGUGCAAAGAAGAGAUUAUCAAGGGGUGAACCUAUUUGCGAGUCCCAUGAAAACAAAUUGCUUGAUAGGAUGGCAAUAAGCAUUAACUUCUUGUCAAAAAAGGUUAGGGAAUGCUUCUUGGAUUUGGGGUGCUUUCCUGAAGACAAGAAGAUCCCUCUUGACGUUCUCAUCAAUAUGUGGGUUGAGAUACAUGACCUUAAUGGGGAAGAAGCUUUUGCUAUCCUUGUUGAACUUUCUAACAAGAAUCUUCUCACUUUGGUGAAGGAUGCACGAGCUGGAGAUCUAUAUAGCAGUUACUAUGAGAUUUUUGUUACUCAACAUGAUGUGUUACGGGAUCUUGCUAUUCAUUUGGCCAAUCAUGGAAAUGUAAAUGAACGCAAGCGAUUACUUAUGCCAAGAAGAGAUGCAGAGGUUCCAAAAGAAUGGGUGAGAAGUGCUGAUCAGCCAUUCCAUGCUCAAAUUGUUUCAAUUCAUACAGGUGAGAUGAGAGAAAUGGACUGGUUCCGGAUGGAUUUCCCGAAAGCUGAAGUCCUCAUCUUAAACUUCUCAGCUAAUGAGUACUUCUUGCCUCCCUUUAUAUAUGACAUGCCAAGGCUUAGAGCACUGAUAGUGAUAAAUUACAGCACACGAAAUGCAGUACUUAAAAAUUUUUCAGCUUUUUCUGAUUUAGCCAAUUUGAAAAGCCUUUGGCUUGAAAAAGUUUCAAUUGCCCAAUGGACAGAAUCUACCUUCCCCCUGAAAAAUUUGCAGAAAAUGUCUCUCAUCCUAUGCAAGAUCAAUAACAGCCUUGAUCAGUCUGUCAUCGACCAACCCCAAAUCUUCCCUUCCCUUUCAGAGCUUACAAUUGAUCACUGUGAUGAUUUGAUAAAGCUGCCUCUUAGCAUUUGUAGGAUGCAUUCACUGAACAGUCUUAGUAUAACCAAUUGCCACAAUCUACAAGAAAUCCCUGCCAAUUUGGGUAACCUGAAAGUUCUAAAAAUUCUAAGGUUGUAUGCUUGCCCAACACUGAAGAUGCUUCCAUCAAGCACAUGUGAGCUGGUGUCAUUGAGGUACCUAGACAUUUCUCAAUGUAUUAAUUUAAAAUGUCUUCCAGAGAAGAUAGGUAAAUUAUCAAUGUUGGUGAAGAUUGACAUGAGGGAAUGCUCAGAGAUUUGGGAACUACCAAAGUCUGUUGAGUCUUUAGAGUCUUUACGAAUUGUAAUUUGUGAUGAAGAGAUUUCUUGGUUGUGGAAGGAUUUGGGAAAGAAUAGUCUCCAUGUUCAGGUAGCAGAGAAACACUACGAUUUGGACUGGCUUGAUGAAUGAAUAAAUUCUACUCUAUUGAUACUGGUAGAAAUUAAUGUAAAUAAUUUUCUUUUCUUCUUUA